Molecule: messenger RNA, 1167 nt
Organism: Glarea lozoyensis ATCC 20868
Lineage: Eukaryota; Fungi; Ascomycota; Leotiomycetes; Helotiales; Helotiaceae
Product: Zn-dependent exopeptidase
Exons: 3
Coding region: 1-1167 (388 amino acids)
Biological process (GO): proteolysis
Molecular function (GO): metalloexopeptidase activity
Source: RefSeq, a predicted model, not a curated record
AUGAAGAUUUCAGCAUUAUCAGCGCUGGCGCUCUCUGCCACUCUCGUCUCCGCCCGAUUCGUCGAAAAACACGAGACGGAUCAAGUCGUCAUUAACGCUGCCAACGUCCCAGACGAGCUAUAUCUGAUCGAACUCACGCCUGGAGAAACGAGAUGGGUUACUGAGGAGGAGAAGUGGGAGUUGAGAAGAAAUGGCCAACAGUUCAUGGACAUCACCGAGACAGAAGGCCUAGGUCAAUUCCACGCCGACGUCAAGAAAGAUGUCAAGUUUCCCAAAAAGCCAACCUUACAAAAGGAGCUCGUGCCGUUGAUGAAGAAUCUCACCAAGUCGAACAUGAAGGCAAACCUCGAGCAAUUCACAUCUUUCCAUACGAGGUACUACAAGUCGGAUUACGGGCGGCAGAGCUCGGAGUGGUUACUCAAGCAGGUCGAUACCUUGAUCAAAGAUGCAGGUGCCGAUAAAUACGGGGCAUUUGUGAAGCCGUUCGAACAUCCUUGGGGCCAGAAUAGUAUCAUCGCUACGAUACCAGGCAAGGCGAAUUCUACUGUCGUCGUAGGCGCGCACCAGGAUAGCAUCAACCUAUUCUUGCCAUCUAUUUUCUCUGCGCCGGGCGCAGAUGAUGAUGGAAGCGGGACUGUGACUAUUCUUGAGGCGCUGAGGGUUCUACUUACAUCUGAGGAUAUUAUUAAGGGGAAGGGCGAGAAUACCGUGGAGUUCCAUUGGUAUUCAGCCGAGGAGGGUGGACUGCUUGGGAGUCAGGCUAUCUUUUCGUCGUAUGAGAAGUCCGGGAGAGAUGUUAAGGCUAUGUUGCAGCAGGAUAUGACUGGUUUUGUGCAAGGGACUCUUGAUGCUGGGUUGAAGGAGAGCGUGGGAGUCAUCACCGAUUUCGUGGACCCUGCGCUUACGACUUUCAUCAAGACUGUUGUUACAGAGUACUGCGAUAUCCCAUACGUCGAGACAAAGUGCGGAUAUGCAUGCUCAGAUCACGCCUCUGCUUCUAAAGCUGGUUAUCCUUCUGCGUUUGUGAUUGAAUCUGCCUUUGCAAAUUCCGACAAGAAGAUCCAUACUUCAGACGAUUUGAUUAAGUACUUGAGUUUUGAUCAUAUGCUGCAGCAUGCCAAGUUGACUUUGGGUUUGGUUUAUGAGUUGGCUUUUGCAAGCCUGUGA